AUGGAGGUGGAUGGGGAGGAGGGUGAAAGGGGAGGAGGGGGAUAUGAUGAUUACCAUGGAGGUGGAUGGGGAGGAGGGGGAUAUGAUGAUUACUACGAAGGUGGAUGGGGAGGAGGGGGAUAUGAUGAUUACUAUGGAGGUGAAAGGGGAGGAGGGGGAUAUGAUGAUUACUACGAAGGUGGAUGGGGAGGAGGGGGAUAUGAUGAUUACCAUGGAGGUGGAAGGGGAGGAGGGGGAUAUGAUGAUUACCAUGGAGGUGGAAGGGGAGGAGGGGGAUAUGAUGAUUACCAUGGAGGUGGAAGGGGAGGAGGGGGAUAUGAUGAUUACCAUGGAGGUGAAAAGGGAGGAGGGGGAUAUGAUGAUUACCAUGGAGGUGGGAGGGGAGGAGAGGGAUAUGAUGAUUACCAUGGAGGUGGAAGGGGAGGAGGGGGAUAUGAUGAUUACCAUGGAGGUGAAAGGGGAGGAGGGGGAUAUGAUGAUUACCAUGGAGGUGAAAGGGGAGGAGGGGGAUAUGAUGAUUACCAUGGAGGUGAAAGGGGAGGAGGGGGAUAUGAUGAUUACCAUGGAGGUGGGAGGGGAGGAGGGAGAUAUGAUGAUUACCAUGGGGGUGGAAGGGGAGGAGGGGGAUAUGAUGAUGAUUACCAUGGAGGUGAAAGGGGAGGAGAGGGAUAUGAUGAUUCCCAUGGAGGUGGAUGGGGAGGAGGGGGAUAUGAUGAUUACCAUGGAGGUGGAAGGGGAGGAGGGGGAUAUGAUGAUUACUAUGAAGGUGGAUGGGGAGGAGGGGGAUAUGAUGAUUACUAUGAAGGUGGAUGGGGAGGAGGGGGAUAUGAUGAUUACCAUGGAGGUGGAAGGGGAGGAGGGGGAUAUGAUGAUUACUAUGAAGGUGGAUGGGGAGGAGGGGGAUAUGAUGAUUACUAUGAAGGUGGAUGGGGAGGAGGGGGAUAUGAUGAUUACUACGAAGGUGGAUGGGGAGGAGGGGGAUAUGAUAAUUACCAUUGA
Molecule: messenger RNA, 999 nt
Organism: Lytechinus variegatus (green sea urchin)
Lineage: Eukaryota; Metazoa; Echinodermata; Echinoidea; Temnopleuroida; Toxopneustidae
Product: glycine-rich protein DOT1-like
Exons: 2
Coding region: 1-999 (332 amino acids)
Source: RefSeq, a predicted model, not a curated record